UCAUCUAUAAGUAACAUUGAUGCUUUUCUUAAGGAUAUUUCACAAAUCCACUCCAAACAAAGCAAUUAAGUUAGUUGCCUACUGUGUACUUGGUCGGCUCUGAUGAUCUCUUUCCGAUAACCUUUUGAUUCUUAUACUCUGGUGGUCGUUAAAACCUAGUUACGUAAGAAUAAAUUAUAUAUAUAGCGCCAGAUCUCAUAAAAUUAAUUUUCUGGGCCCUGGUAAAGCAGGCCAGGAAGUAACUUUCUCUGAUCACUCAAUAAGACGUCCGUGCAUCUCCAAUCAGGAGUAAAUGCAAGCAAAUGAGCAAUUUUUUAAGACCCCAAACAUGAUGAAUGCUGUCAACAGUGUGCACCAAACUGCCAUUUGCCAUGUGGUGGCAAUGCCUUUUCCAGGUCGAGGCCACAUCAACCCCAUGAUGAAUCUCUGCAAAUUACUAGCUUCAAAAUCACAAGAUAUUGCCAUCACCUUCGUUGUUACUGAAGACUAGCUUGGAUGGAUCAAUAAGCAGUAAGGAAGCAAAUCAAGAGAAACAGAGGAAAUAAAAACAGAAGAAAAAACAGACGAGAGCUGAAGGCAAGCCCCGAAUUGAUCAAAGGUUGUUCAAUCACAUUCCAGACAUGAAAAACCUUGUUGUAUCUGAGCAAAACACCUUCUGCCAUGUGGUGUGCAUGCCGUAUCCUGGUCGAGGCCACAUGAACCCCAUCAUCAAUUUCUGAAAGCUACUAGUUUUAAGAAACGACAACAUACUUAUAACCUUUGUAGUCACCGAAGAAUGGCUCAGCUUCCUCAGCUCCGAGAAUAUGCCGGAAAAAAUACGCUUGGUUUCAAUACCAAAUGUGAUCCCAUCGGAGCGAGAUCGACCAGGCAACAUGAAGGAGUUCAUGGAAGCUGUUAUGACGAAAAUGGAGCGUCCUUUUGAACUUCUCCUCGAUCAACUUGAGCUGCCGGCUACUAUGAUAAUUGCUGAUAGUUUCUUGUAUUGGGCUGUCAGUGUUGGGAAUCGGAGGAAUAUUCCUGUGGCGUCGUUUUGGACUAUGUCAGCUAUGAUCUUUUCGGUGUUUCAACAUUUCGACCUUUUAGUGCAAAAUGGACACUACCCAGUUGACUUGUUAGAAAGGGGCGAGGAACGUGUGGACUACAUCCCAGGAGUUUCUUCAACACGUCUGAUGGACUUUCCAUCGCUCAUCAGUGGCAACGAGUCAUAUAUAUUGCAGCAAUUCCAUAGGAUUAUUUCGUGGGUGCAUAAAGCACAAUAUCUCUUAUUCACUUCAAUAUAUGAGCUAGAACCCUAUGCCAUUGAUGCUUUAAGAGCAAAGUUUCAGAUACCCAUCUACACGGUUGGCCCUGCCAUACCUUGGUUUAAGAUUGAAGACAAUUCCUCAUUAAGUCCUAGACACAAUGAAAUCAACUACAUAGAGUGGCUAAACAGCCAACCUAACAGUUCAGUUCUUUAUGUCUCUCUUGGAAGUAAUCUUUCAAUUUCAGGCACUCAAAUUGAUGAAAUUGCUGCUGGUUUGUGCCAUAGCGGUGUUAGGUUCUUGUGGGCUGUUCGUGGAGAAACAGGUAAACUGAAAGAGGCCUGUGGUAAAAUGGGAUUGUUGGUUCCCUGGUGUGACCAAUUGAAGGUGUUAUCUCAUCCUUGUACUGGGGGAUUUUGGACACAUUGUGGGUGGAAUUCUAUUAAAGAAGGUGUUUUUGCAGGAGCUCCUUUCCUUACAUUCCCUCUAGGAGUGGACCAAAUUAUAAAUAGCAAGUUAAUUGAGGAAGAUUUGAAAAUUGGUUGGAGAGUUAGAAAGGAAACGAGAGUGGAAAAUUUGGUGACAAGGGAUGCAAUGAAGAGGCUUGUGCGCAAGUUUAUGGAUACGGAAAGCAUUGAAGUUAAAGAAAUGAGGAAAAGGGCGAAAGAACUGGGAGAGAUGUGCCAAAAUGCAAUUUCAGAAGAUGGAUCAUCUGAAAUUGACAUCAAAUCCUUCAUUAGGGACAUUUCUUAACACCAAGAGCAAACUCAAGGCAGAACAUCUUAAAGUUUACGUA
Messenger RNA from Pistacia vera, 2037 nucleotides. Its product is annotated as UDP-glycosyltransferase 87A1-like. Lineage: Eukaryota; Viridiplantae; Streptophyta; Magnoliopsida; Sapindales; Anacardiaceae. Bases 804 to 1994 code for a protein of 396 amino acids. The record is from RefSeq and is a predicted model, not a curated record. Gene Ontology annotation, molecular function: UDP-glycosyltransferase activity. The transcript is spliced from 4 exons.